CUUCUCAGCGCUGCUUGUUUCUACGCAGUUUCUACGCUGUGGGGAUUUAAUGGAAAUUUCCACUACUUCUGAAUGAUCAAAAACACUUAUUCGGAUUAAUUUUAUUUUAUUUAUCACUAUCUAAACGAGAGUCGGAUACCCCGAGGUGGAAAUAGAAUCAGAUUUGUGCAUUCGAAGAGCGUAAUCUGCGUUCGUACAGCCACACUUUGAGUGUGUAACUCUGCUCCUCAUCAGUGACUCAUAACAGAGGUGAUAUUAUCGUCAGAAACAAUUACUAAACUGAUGGAGUAUCACAGUGUGGGGCCCGGAGGUGUGAUGGUCUCGGGUAGUAAUGUUCCUGCGUUUCUGACCAAACUCUGGACGCUGGUGGAGGAUCCGGAGACAGACCCGUUAAUCUGCUGGAGUCCAAGCGGCAACAGCUUCCACGUGUUUGACCAGGGCAGGUUUUCCAAAGAGGUUCUGCCGAAAUAUUUUAAGCACAAUAACAUGGCCAGUUUUGUUCGCCAGCUCAAUAUGUAUGGUUUUCGGAAAGUUGUCCAUAUCGAGCAGGGUGGGCUGGUAAAACCAGAGAAAGAUGACACAGAAUUCCAGCAUCCAUAUUUCAUCCGCGGACAGGAGCAUCUGCUGGAGAACAUCAAGAGGAAAGUCACAACGGUGUCGAAUAUUAAACACGAGGACUUGAAGUUGAGCACUGAUGAAAUGUCUAAAAUGAUCACAGAUGUCCAGCUCAUGAAGGGCAAGCAGGAGUCAAUGGACUCCAAAAUCAGCACACUCAAACAUGAGAAUGAGACACUCUGGAGGGAAGUUGCCACUUUGAGACAGAAACAUGCUCAACAGCAGAAAGUCGUCAAUAAGCUCAUUCAGUUCUUGAUCACACUGGCACGGUCCAACAGAGUCCUGGGAGUAAAACGAAAGAUGCCCCUGAUGUUGAAUGAUGGAAGCUCCACACACUCCAUGCCCAAAUACUCUCGGCAGUACUCGCUCGAGUCAUCUCCCGCUCUCUCUCCCUCCUCUACAGCUUUCACAGGAACGGGUGUCUUCUCUUCAGAAUCACCUGUCAAGACAGGGCCAAUCAUCUCUGAUAUCACUGAACUGGCGCAGUCCAACCCUGUGGCCACAGAGGAGUGGAUUGAAGACAGAACAAGCCCAUUGGUCCACAUCAAGGAGGAACCAUCUAGCCCUGCCCACAGUCCUGAGGUGGAGGAGGUGUGUCCUGUUGAAGUGGAAGUGGGGGCGGUAUCAGGUGUACCUGUGGAUACACCCCUUUCCCCUACAACCUUCAUCAACUCCAUCCUCCAGGAGAGCGAGCCCAUCACCGCCCCAAGCCCGCCUCCCAAUGACCAGAAGUGUCUGAGCAUCGCCUGCUUGGACAAUUAUCCUCAGAUGUCUGAGAUCUCUCGCCUUUUCUCCAGCUUCUCCUCCUCAUCUCUACACCUCAGGCCUCAUUCCGGGACAGAACUAAGUGAUCAUCUAGAGACCAUUGACUCUGGAAUAGAAAACCUUCAGCAGAUCCUCAAUGCUCAGUCCAUUAACUUCGACACCUCGACUUUCUUUGAUAUUUUCACAUCAUCUUCGGCUGAUAUGGAUCUGGACUGCCUGGCUAGUAUCCAGGACCUUCUGUCACCUGAACCCAUGAAAGAAACUGAAUCUGGUACAGACUCUAGAGAUUCAGGCAAGCAGCUGGUCCAGUACACAUCUCAGCCUGUAAUUCUUCCUGAACCUGUCACCACGGAAAGCAGUGGCACCAACCUGCCCAUCCUUCUGGAGCUGGAGGACGACUCGUAUUUCGAUUCAGAACCAGACGAAGACCCGACCAUCUCCCUUCUUAACUUCCAGUCCCCCGACCCUGAAGACCCCAAACUAUCAUAGAGAGACCGGCUUUUAUAAAGGGAUUUAUGUCUGUGUGGGUUUUUUAAAACUUUAUUCUCUGCGUUUCAUUUUAUUUUUGGUCAUUUAACACGUCGGGGCUAGCCAUAAGAUUGUUACUCUGGUAUUUCCUGUCAGGUUUAGUCUGGGGAAAAAAUAAUCUCUAAAAAGCAGUAGAGAGAAUUCAGUAUUCCUUCUAAAACCCUCUGUCAUGGAGUUGAAACAUCAAAAUAAGCUUUUAUUUGUUGGCUUGGUAGUUUCCUCCUUAUACCGCUCCAGAUGCAAAUCUAAAUUUAUUGCCCGCGCUUAGUGUGCCUACCAUUUAUUUAUCUGGAUUGGAUUUGAACCAAUACUUUGAGAUCUAUUCUGAGCGAUUCUCUUGCAGUCCGUCACCACUGCGAAACCUCAAGUUUGGCUUGUUGUACAUGCGUUUUUCUGCUAUUCUGGUUGUCAUUAUUUGAUCUAAUUAUGUUGCGAUAAUCCCCAGAUUGUUGUAUUCAACACCUGGUCUCAUAAGUACGCCAAGUAUUCAUCUUCCAAUAGAUUUUCUUUGCAGUAUAUGGAACGGUGGUUGAAUAUCUCAUAGAUAUUGAAGUUAAAGCAAAAAAAACUAAAUAAAUAACACACACACACACACACACACACACACGUUUUAUAGCCAGAAAAUGCAGUCAGUUUAAUCGGACAAGCAUCAAAAAUCAAUGUUGUGUAAACUUGUCCAGCAUCCCACAAAUUAUCUUCAGAGCCAUCAUAUAAUGUCUGAUUUUGGUUAGUGAAGAUGGGUAUGGGUUAAAGGUGAACAUUAGAGAUUUUAAUGAAAAGUUCAGUACAAAAAUCAAUUAUCUUUUGCUGUUGAAAGUUCUAACAAGCAGGACAGCCAAUGAGGCUGUAUAUAGGAUGUAUGUUUGAAUAUAAUAUAAAUAGUUUAGAGUCUAUACGUUUGUUUUUAUGAAACAAAUAUAUUUCAGACUUUGAAAAGACAUUCAACAUGAAUUACACGAUACGUGUAUUAUAUAGUGACAGGUCAUUUUAUGCAUUAAUAACAGGUGUAUCGGAUGAUCUGAUUUGAAGAAUUUGUGCAAUAAUUCAACUCUUAACCAACUUUGACAGCAACACUGCUUUCUUUUAAUCUUUUUUUGUUUGUUUGUUUGUUUGUUUGUUUAGCAAAAGGAACUAGAAAAUAAAAUAGGGGAAUCUCAUUAAGACCUUAUCUCGGCAUAUUUCACCUCAAAAUCUAAAGAAAGGAAGAAAAAAAACAUUUUAAACAGAAAAUAAAGCCAAUUUUUGGGCUGUUUUAUUAUUAUUAUUUUAUUUUUUUUUUUUGCUCUGUUGUUUUUAUGCAAGUAAAAUGUCCUAAAAAUAGGCUUUAUUUUCCUUUUGCAAAAAAUUCAAUAUCAUAUAUACAUAUUAUGAUAAAUAUUUUUUUUUUUUUUCUCAUGAUUUUGGGUCAAAUCUGACCUGGAACUUUUUGUGAGAUUCACGUGUAAAUUGGAUACCAAAAUAGCGAAUUGAAAUUGUAUUUUUUGGUGCGAUUUGUACACAUGCUAUGCCCUAUAGACUUCUAUCGUUCAACACUUGUUUAUUUUUGGAUGAUCAGCGCGGUAGAGGAACUGGCAGGGAAUAUCAUUUGUUGAUGGUUCUGAUCAUUUUCAGUCACAUUCUAGUCAUUGGAUGACUGUCAUAGCCAGAGAGACAUUAGGCAUAAAUUAUUUUAUUACGCAUGUGGACAACACUUUCUGUAUUGAUAUGUUUCAAAUAAAAGGUUUUUGAAAGUA
Messenger RNA from Onychostoma macrolepis, 3641 nucleotides. RefSeq names its product heat shock transcription factor 1 (gene hsf1). The transcript has 14 exons. The record is from RefSeq and is a predicted model, not a curated record. Gene Ontology annotation, biological process: regulation of DNA-templated transcription. Gene Ontology annotation, molecular function: sequence-specific DNA binding; DNA-binding transcription factor activity. Lineage: Eukaryota; Metazoa; Chordata; Actinopteri; Cypriniformes; Cyprinidae. Bases 283 to 1869 code for a protein of 528 amino acids.